Racocetra fulgida is the source of this 334-nucleotide messenger RNA. NCBI's taxonomy places the organism in Eukaryota, Fungi, Glomeromycota, Glomeromycetes, Diversisporales, Gigasporaceae. The record is from the annotation of a GenBank genome assembly.
GUACUCAAUGCAAAUAUUGCAAAAAAAGAAAUCUUGAUUGUGUACGAGUAGUAUGGGAAAAACGUGGUCGUAAAUCAAACGAGACCUCAUUUCAAGUAAAUGUUAGUUCUGCAAUUCAAUGCGAAAAAAGUUCUGAGCAGCCUCCACCGAAAUUCGACCAUCUUUUUUCAAACGAUAACGAAGAACAACAAUUAUAUUUGGAUUGCGAAUUUAUCGAUACCAAUGUUUAUGAUUUUAAUUCAUUACCCACUGAUUUUAAUUCAUUGCCCACUGAUAUUGAUUGGCCUCUCGUUUUCAAUUGUUACACUGAAGAGCAACUAACCUAUGAACAAAU